AUGGUGUUGUCCUACAUCCUCAUCCAAAACCGGCAGGGCAAGACGCGCCUGGCCAAGUGGUAUGCGCCGUACAGCGAUGAAGAAAAAGUCAAGUUAAAAGGCGAAAUCCACCGUCUUAUUGCGCCGCGCGAUCAAAAGCACCAGUCCAACUUUGUCGAGUUCCGGAAUACAUCCAAGAUCGUGUAUCGCCGGUACGCAGGGCUGUUCUUCUGUGCAUGCGUCGACACCAACGACAACGAGCUUGCCUAUCUCGAGGCCAUCCACUUUUUCGUCGAGGUUCUGGACGCGUUUUUUGGGAACGUCUGCGAGUUGGAUCUGGUGUUUAAUUUCUACAAGGUCUACGCGAUUCUUGACGAGGUGUUCUUGGCCGGGGAGAUCGAGGAGACGAGCAAGCAGGUGGUAUUGACACGCCUGGAACAUUUGGACAAGCUGGAGUAA
This is a messenger RNA of Diplodia corticola, 438 nucleotides long. Its product is annotated as ap-2 complex subunit sigma. The transcript has 5 exons. The record is from RefSeq and is a predicted model, not a curated record. Gene Ontology annotation, molecular function: clathrin-cargo adaptor activity. NCBI's taxonomy places the organism in Eukaryota, Fungi, Ascomycota, Dothideomycetes, Botryosphaeriales, Botryosphaeriaceae. Gene Ontology annotation, biological process: protein transport; clathrin-dependent endocytosis. Gene Ontology annotation, cellular component: intracellular membrane-bounded organelle; AP-2 adaptor complex. Bases 1 to 438 code for a protein of 145 amino acids.